This is a messenger RNA of Strongylocentrotus purpuratus (purple sea urchin), 6259 nucleotides long. Its product is annotated as SAFB-like transcription modulator. Gene Ontology annotation, biological process: regulation of apoptotic process. Lineage: Eukaryota; Metazoa; Echinodermata; Echinoidea; Camarodonta; Strongylocentrotidae. Bases 653 to 3265 code for a protein of 870 amino acids. The transcript is spliced from 8 exons. The record is from RefSeq and is a predicted model, not a curated record.
CUGCCCAUAGGCGCCUUCAAUACAGGGAGCUCGUGUGUCAUUAUUCCCUGGCUGAUUAAUUGGUAGGGGUUCCCAAACGUAAACUUGGUCGCCGAUAUAAACAAGUGUAGACGCACCGAGACGCUCAUAUACCACUACGAUACCACCGCAACUGGAUGGUUAUACCUCUUAUACUCCAUGGUUAUACACUGAGUGACUCAGUGUGAGGAGUAUUAAACAGUGAACUUGGCUUUGUGGAGCAGAUGUGUACAAGCCUGCAUUUUCUGAUUUGGAAUUUAUUUGCAAACAAGCAAAGGAGAUAUAUUAUAGACGUAUUGAAGUACCUGAUUUACAACGAGUAUUGAUUUUCGUGGCCAAUUUGAGCAGCAGAAACUAGAAAAUUUUAUCUUGAUGGUUGUGAUUAAUUAACAUUUCUGUUCAAAUUGUAUUUUUGGUUGUGGUGACCUGGAAACUGGAUGAAUUGUAAUUGGAUUAUUAUUCAUACACCUCAAAGUUAUGAGCCAAGAUGAUGUUACCAUCCAAUUGCCGUUUGGCGUGGAUUGACAACUUUAGUUAAGGACAAGAGAAACAAAUUUCAAACAAAUCGAUCGAGAAGAUCCAGAAGGUCCGCCGGAGUCUGAAGCGGUCAUCCAGGCGAGUUAAGAGCGCCCUCAUGACGCGAGAGGACUCAACAAUAACAGAGGUAGCCAUGGAAACCGAAGACAUGAACCACACCGCGCCUCUGGCCACCCUAGCAACCACCCCCAUCUUGGAGGACAUCAUUUUUGAGAGCAGGGGGCAAAAGAAACGAGGGGGCACCUUCCCCCGCAUGGCCCACUUCGACCUCCCGGAGGACACCCCUCCGGGAUCGCAGAAUGGGACGCUGAAGGCCAAUGGGACACAUCGGCCUCAGCGCCAGAACGGAAGCCUCAAGGGACCUUGGAACCGGAAGAACAGAGGUAAAGGGGUUCCUGUAGUGAAAGAGGACACUGCCAAGGUUCUGGAGAUGUACCUCAAAAGGAGAAGCAAGAGUCUCAACGAUGCGGUUCUCACCAGGGAAUAUUUUGCUCAGGAGAAGAAGAAGCGGGGGAGGUCCGCAAGGAACAAUACAGUGUCGAUCUGUUCGACGCUCAGUACGGACUCCACAGCCAGUGAGGCCCACGUUCAAGCCACAGUGACUGUGCAAACAACAUCGGAUGCAGCGGAUAGGACAGUGUUUUCAAGAGCAAGCGUGACGCAGCAGAGUUUCCAUGAAGCAAUGAAGUGUUCGAUUAUGGAGGAAGGUUCAGCCAUGGAGCAAAGUGCGGACGAUGAACUGUCGUCAUCCGAUGAGCAGUCACCAAGGUCGCGUUCGGCGCCCUCUACGUUACGAAUGCAAGUCAACAGAGAAAACAAGGAAGGGACGGAUACGCUCAAGCUUAAAGACAAGGAGAACGGAACGGCCACUCUCACGAGAGAUGGCUACAAGCGUGAUAGUAAGAAGGAACCGAGACGUAAGCGUAGUUUCUUAGACAAAGCCAAAAACAUCAUGAGAUCACCAAGUACUUCUCGUAAAAUUAUCAGGACACCCAGUGCUGUGCAAAGGCAAGAGGAAAACGAGAAAGAAAGACUUAGGGAAGAAAAAGAAAAGGAGAAAGAGAGACUAAGGGAGGAAAAAGAAAGGGAAAAGGAAAAACAGAGGAAAGAGAAAGAGGAAAAAGAACUGCUAGAUAAGAAAUUGAAGGAAUAUAAGGAAAGGGAAAAGGAGAAAUUGAAAGAAAUGGAAAGGAGGAGGAAGGAAGAAAAAGAAAGGGAAAAAGAAUGGGAGAAGGAAAGGGAAAGGUUGAAGAAGGAAAGGGAGAAGAAGGAAAAGGAAGAAAUGGAGAGGUCACAUACGAGGCAUCAUGCCAGAACUGUAGUCCAUUCAGAAAUGAAAAAGACUGGCUUCACUGCCAGGCUCAAGGAAUCCUUUAGACGGUCAUCGCGAGACCGUCAUCAUCAUAAUCACCAUCGCACCAAAGACCACAUACCCUCCAAACCACCAGAACUCCCUCCACGACCUCCCGAACUCCAGCAACCCAAAGAUGUCAAACCCAAACGAUGGCCCAGCUUCCAAUUCAAACGCAAGUCGCGGAAAAGCGCGUCGACACCCACAGACGAAAGCGGCACAGGCGCAACGACUCCUUCGGACACUGCCUCUAUGGACUUUGAAUACUUUGCAUCACGUGUGGACCAUACACGAUCGCUCAAUGAUGCGGAGCGGAGGAGACUGACAAUCGAAAUGCGUCAAGCGAGGCGGGAAAACUCAGGAAAUGCCAGUGAUUCUCAGAUAUUGGACCGCGUCGCUGGAGCGCAUCCGCCGCUCUCGGAAGCCACGUCCCACGAUUCCUUCGGGUCAUUCGCAUCGUCGGAGGGAUCAGAGAGACCGGAGAGGCCUCGAACCUUGGCGUUCAGACGGACUAGAGCUGAAAGAGCACAGAGAGGAUUAAAUAAUGUGAUCAGACUAGAUAGCACCACGCCAGGUCACGUUAGGAGAGACGUGGAUACUUCCUUCCCCGUGCUCCCGGCAGCGUUGCUGGCGGACGACCUUGUGAGGGACGGAGGAACCGACAGAGGAGCUAACGGAGGUGGAGAAGGAGCAGACCGAAACGUGACAGACUCGUGGACGGAGAGCGGAGAUGGCAGUGACAUUCCAUUCGAGCAACGUAACCAAGCUGAGCGGGAGGAAUACUUCAAGCGUAUCGCCGACAGGCUUGCCAUGAUUGGAGAUCAAGCGUUGGAGGACUACGAGUUCAACGACGGUGCCGCUGGCGCCGCCAGAACGCAGCAGAGACCGGUACAGAGCACAUGCACCGCAGAAACCUACGCUUCAUGUUCGGUGUCUGUGGGAGCUACAGCGGCACCGGGUAUCAGUCAUAAUCAUGCAGCUGAGUAUAUGGAGAUAGGCCAACGGAUACAGACCGAUGUAGAUGGUAUGCAGCUGAGACGUAGAAGCCAAGCCUACUUCCCCGCCAGCAUGGUCAUGGGAGUCAUCGUGAACGACACCUACCAGUCGUUCUGCAGCGCCAUGCAAUCCAUCGUCGGCCAGGACGUUGGGAUGGAGCAGCUCGCCAUCGUCUUCAAGUUCACCAAGGUCGCCGUCAGGGCCGCCAACUCCAUGGGGAAGCAUGCUAGCAGCAUCAAGGAUAACAGUGUCCGGUUCAUCAGCGAUCGUUUCGCCGGCUGGCUGGACAGCCAAGGAGGAUGGGGCUCUGUUGUUACGAGCGAUGAUUCCGAUUCGCUGCACGAAGAAUCAGAGAUAGACUGAAGGCCAGACAUGAAAAGAAGAUCACAAGAAGGAGAGGAAAGAAAAGGAAGAAGGAGAAAGAAGGAAGAGCAAAGGUUGUAAUGCAUACAGUAUUGAAUGCUGCAAGAUUCAACUCAUCAGCGUACAUAUACAUUCCCAAGCUGCGACAAGCAAAUGGUGGCGCUUUCCUGAUACAGCGACAGUUUCUGUGUGUGUCAUCCACUGCCUCUGCUAUGAGCAAUGAGGGCAGCAGACCCAAACUCAGAUUCAGCUUGGUACCCCCUUGUAAACUUUUAAUCUGUUCUUGAGCUGUUUUUAUUCUUCUGAUUAAUCAUACAAAAUUAUUAAAAGAUUGAGUACACUACACAGGGAAGGGUAACAAUACUAAUCAUAAAGUAAUCAUUUGUUGGUAUAGGAAAAAUAAAAUAGUUCUCUGUUUGAAGUCCAUUGCAUCAUUUAAUUUUCUUUUAGGGAAUACCAAAACUAAAUGAAUAUACACUGUAUAAGAGGUUGUUAAAAACCUACAUAUGAUCUCAUAUAUUUUUCACCUCUCAUUUGCUUUACAUUAAUUAAUUGUUUAAGAAGACCUUUUAUAUUAGGGUAGAUUGGUAUUAUCAGUGUUGUACCAUUAAUAGAUCUGACAAAUUACUUUAUGGACCUUUCAAAAUUGUACAUGGUUUCUUUCAAAUGAAAAAAAAAAAUGUUGUUUCUUAAGACUUCUGUGGCAGUCUUUAAUCAUGGACCUACGCUUUAAUGAAGUAUGUUUGAUGCUGUAUUUAAUAAAUGAGAUACAUAUGUAGAGAUGAAUAGAAAAUUACUGAUUGUACACAAAUGCUAUUGUUUUAAAUAGUAAACACAUAUCACUGUUUUAAUGUGAAACCAAUAAACCCAUCAAUUACCAUCCCUUAGUCUCUUUACCUCUCCCACCCUCUCAAACUCUGUUACAUUUUAACUAAGUGCUGUCUUAAUACUGCACCACUGUGCUAGGUUUUUAUAUUUAUUUUGUAUUUCUGAAUUUUGUACUUCAAAUCAUCAUUUCAUCAUUUAAGAAGGCCUUUUGAAUGAAUGCCUCUAAGGUAACAGCUAUGCUGCAUAUUAUUACGAGUGAAAGGGUUGUCUUUUCAUUUCAUGGCCUUGUAUUUUCAUUUUUAUAACUUCUUUGUUUUUAAAGUUUUUAGGCUAUUGGUCAGGUAAUGAAAAAAGAGAGAGCAUUUUGGUUGGUUUUGUUCAAGUUCUGUAGCCUGACACUAUCUAGAGGUUUUCAUUCUUACUGUAGGAAAAGGAACUGGAAUGGGCUUCGAAUUCAGUGAACAUUCGAGAGCAGUCACAAAUUCAUUUUUUAUCUUCUUUUUUUUUAAACCUUGUUCGAAGUCUAAGAACGUUACAUUCAAGCCCGUCGAGUAAUGAAUCCAUGCAAUGUAACGAUUUCUGCAUUAACUUGGUUAAUCGUUUGCAUUUUAUUGACUUUGAAAGAUAUUUCUCGACAAUUCUGGUAAUUGUUGGGUAAUCUUGACAUUCACCUGGCAUUGUUCUCUGUGAGAAUUCCAGUUCAACUGGAAAUUGCAUCGUAAAUCAUUCUCAUGAUGAACUUAUAUAAAUUGUUUGCAAAUGAUUUGAUGACAUUUGUCUUUCUUUUAUGUGUAAUACUUAAAGAUUGUGUCUGUUUUUUGCAUUGAAAGUGAUAGACCAUCACUGUUGAUGUUUUAAAAAAGGUUUACAAGAUUGCAUGAGGCAUUUUAUGUAUGUUCUAGGUCAUUCCACUUUUAAUACAUAAUAUUGAUUAUAAACACAGCUGCAACUAUUUUUCGAAAAAUCAACCGAAGGCAAUUUGAAUGGCCUUGUACGUCACCUUUGGAUACAGUGAAACCUGUCUAUAGCGACCGCCCAAGGGAAACACAAAAUGUGGUCUUUGAGAACAGGUUCCUUUAGUACAUGUUUCAAUGAGAAACCAGUUUCAAGGGAAACAAAAACGGUGGUCUUUGUAGACAGGUGGUCACUAAAGCAGGUUUGACUGUAUAUGCGAAAAUUACAAUGCCGGCAUUAUACAUAAACUGAAUAUGAGUUCUAUGGGACGUACAUGUACAAUGAAUAGGGUAUUGAAAUUGCCAUCGAGUUGAUGUUUCAAAAGUAGUUGCGAUCGUGUAAAUUGUUUGAAGAAAAUGAAGGAAAGAAAAGAUGUGAUAAAAAUAGUGAGUAGAUCCCAUUUGGACAAACUGCAAUGGAUUUGGACGUGUGUGAAUUCUGUGUAAUAACAUAUUGCUAUACUUGGCUAUGUAGUGUAUGUUUAACUUAGUUUCUAUUUCUUUUUACCUCAGAAUUUGUUAAGAACUGUAGGCUGAGUACGACGGUCUUUUCGCAUGAAUAAGUUAAGCAAGCAGUGUAUUGUGCAUUGCAUUAUUUGUGCUAUGUAAAAGUAUGUGAUUGAAAAUCACCUUGCAAAAUUGUUAAAUCUUUAUUUAAUCUACUCAAAUAAUUUUGCGCAAUAGUUUGAUCCAUCAGCAUUUGAGUAUUACUUUAUUUCUGUUUGUUCUUUAUUCUUGUGUAACAUCUGAUAUCAAUCCUGUCUCAUUUUCAAAAGAAUUUAUUAGUAAUUUUUGUAUUUUUUUCAAGUUUUUUAAAUAUUAUUAAUUAAUAUUCAUAUUUUUUAUUCAAUUCAACUGAAUAUUCUGUAUUUCGCUUUCCAGUCGAUAUAUAUAUCGUCUCCUAUGUGAUAUGGAAUUUCAGGGAAAAUUAAUAUUUACAAAUCUUAAAUAUAAAUCUUCAUUUCUCUUGAAGGUGCAGAUACACAUACGUGUAUUAGAAUUUAUAUUCAAUUUCUGUUUAUUUCAAGUCUAUCAAAGCAGCAAACCUCAGCACAUUUUUUUGAUCAUCUCACUCUUAAAUAGCAGCAUUUCAUUGUCUUAUUUUUUGAGAUUGAGAAAUUUAACUUAUUCACUUAGAUGUACUCAAAACAGUAUUCACAUUUAUCACUUUGGUAUUCAACAAGUCUUGCAAAUGAAAUAUUUGCUGUAACUA